AAUUUUGAUAAAAAGUAGAAUUUCGUAAUCAGUUCCUUUGCUCCGUAUAUAAUAGGCACGGCGGACACUCGGCAGCUCCUAGACGUUCAGUGAUUGUUCAAUUCCGGACUGAUGAACACCGCAAUCACCGGUUCGCGCGCAAAGACUCACGUCGCGUCGCUGGGUCUCACUAUAACUGACGGGGAAAAUACAAGCUUGAGCGAACCAUGCGGACUUUCUACAAUCGUUUAGUGGUUUAGCUCGGAGAACGAUUCGAUGAUGGGGCCGUGCAGGCAGUGUAGAACGCGAGUGAUUUGCCACAAUUUGUGAGUGCCAUCUACCGUUGCAGUGGAAAAGUCCGUAGUUAUUCAGCGGCGAUCCGUUCGACGAGAACUGUAAUUUUCAUAUUUUUUCCCGUCUACAUACUUCGCCGUAAAGGACCGCACAACGAAAUCCAGCAAAUGGAGCGACGCGACGCAUAUGCGUCGCCGUAUCAUCCGUGUUGCCGGGCACCGACUUGAGACGCAGUCUAUCAAAACAACCACGAGGCUGUGCUAUGGUAGUGAUUUCCAACCUUUAGUCCCAAUAUACGGGAGAGAGAGAACAAAAAGGAAGAAGGAAGAAGUAUUUAAGAAUAAGAUUUAAAAAUAAAAUGGUGCUGAUACGAACAAACAAACUGACCCCGACUAGUUACACAUAAUCGGCCGCAACAUGUUUACUUCUGACUGGCGGCACACAUUCAUUCCAUGGCUGAUACAGUGUGAGAAUCGAUUUUUGGGAUGUGUUAACGAACUGGCGAACUAUGAGGCAAUGCCCGAUGGCCCUAAGCUAACGGUGCAGGACCUGGAGCGGGACGGCGGAUACAGCGAAGACUCAACUGCCGCGCCAGUAUUCACAAGCUUCGUGCUCGAAGCUACGGAACGAAUCCAGACCGAGGAUAAUAAAGAAAAAUUAACAUCAUCCACAUCUAAUGGUGACCUUUCGACCCGCACCAAAUUGAUUGGCUAUGUGAUAUUCUUCUACUCAUACUCAACAUGGCAGGGUAAAGCCCUCUUCCUAGAAGACAUCUAUAUAAGACCAGAUUAUCGCAAAAAGGGUUACGGCGAUCUGCUGUUCAAAGAGCUCGCCAAACACGCCCGGGACAGUGGCUGUGUGCGGAUUGAUUUUCACGUGCUUGCCUGGAAUCCGGCUAAAGAGUUCUACAAACGUUUGGGCGCCGAGAAUCUGACCGCUGGCGAGCAAUGGGAACUAUACCGGUUGACUUACGACAAGUUCGCCGAUCUAUGUGAAGAUUAGUAGUUGAUGUGUUUCGAUACAACCUAUCUGAAUAAUUAAUAGACUGCGAUUCCCGAUAAUAA
Toxorhynchites rutilus septentrionalis is the source of this 1337-nucleotide messenger RNA. Its product is annotated as thialysine N-epsilon-acetyltransferase. Gene Ontology annotation, molecular function: N-acetyltransferase activity. The record is from RefSeq and is a predicted model, not a curated record. The transcript has 3 exons. The coding region runs from base 691 to 1275 and encodes 194 amino acids. NCBI's taxonomy places the organism in Eukaryota, Metazoa, Arthropoda, Insecta, Diptera, Culicidae.